CAUUGACUUUGCAUGUUGUGUGCCGUUAAGUUGUGUUUUAUAAAACAUUCCGAAAUAUUAUGUUCAUGGAAAUGUUCUUGGAAUUGUCAUUGUAUUGAGAUAGGUAAUGCAGUGACAUCCGGCAACAGUUUAUACGGAGUAUUUAUAACAAUCAUAUGGAGAUAUACACAUUUAACUAAAUCAUACUAAUAUAUAAAUAUGUUUGGAAGUAAUGAAAUUUUCGUGGAAUUUUAGACUUAUCUUCAUUGUGUGGAUUUACAUUUCUGCACUAUCAGGAAAAAUAUCACACACUAGCUAAAAACAAAAUAAGAAUACAUUUAAAGAUCAAUAUAUCAUCAACAUACAUAUGUGUGGAAUACAAUGAAAAUAUCCGAAAAUGCCUCCACCUUUCCACUCGGAGCGUGUCUUCAUCGCAAUAGUUGUAAUUGUUGGAUUAACGGCCAGUUCUUCGGAGCGAUUGUCUGCCCGGCAGGACGGCGACAUUAUCCUUGGAGCCUUGUUUCCGGUCCACCAGUCGCCGCACGACACAAGCCGCUACACGCGGUCGUGCGGUGAAAUCUGGGAGCAGUACGGCAUUCACCGUACAGAGAUAUUCUUUCGGACUCUCAACGAUAUCAACAACGACCCUCACAUACUCCCCAACGUGACGUUAGGCUGGGACGUCCGGGAUUCCUGCUGGUACUCGCCGAUAGCCCUCGAGGAAAGCAUAGACUUCAUCAAGAACUCAAUAACCAGCGAUGACGCCGGAAGGGGUAAUCACAGCCUAGCGACAUGCGGACCAAAAUGGAAGGACAAGCCUAUAGCGGGACUGAUUGGACCUGGCUCCAGUCAGAACACGAUUCAUAUCCAGAACAUGCUGCAGAUAUUCCACAUUCCACAGAUCGGCUACUCGGCCACCAGUAAUGACCUGAGCAACAAGAACCUGUAUAAGUACUUCCUACGCGUCGUGCCCUCGGACACGUACCAGGCUCAGGCGAUGCUGGAUGUCGUCCUUAGAUACAACUGGACAUUCAUACACACCGUGCACUCAGCAGGUAAUUACGGAGAACGCGGCAUCGAGGUGUUCAAAAACCUGGCAAAAACCAAAGGAGUUUGCAUAGCAGAGUCGUUAGCCGCCCCUUCCGUUGAUGAAGAGGCAGCUUACGACAGCAUCAUUAACACGCUACUGAAGCGGGAACGUGCGCGCGUCAUCGUCUGCUUCUGUGAAGGUCGCACUGCCAGACUGCUGAUGAUGGCCAUGAAGAAGGAACCCAAAGCCAUGGGAAAGUUCCAGAUCGUCGCCAGCGACGGUUGGGCUGAUCGUCCCGACGUUGUUGCGGGCAUAGAAGAGGUUGCCAUGGGGUCAAUAACCAUGAAGUUACGAUCAAACAUUGUGGCUAACUUCGAUUCAUACAUGCAGUCCCUGCGACCGGAAAGUAACAGCCGCAACCCCUGGUUUGCGGAGUACUGGCAAUGGAAGUUUGACUGCCGACUGACAUCUUUAGCACAGGAGCACCAAGACACUUCCAAAUUUAUCAAUUGCACCGGAGACGAACGACUGACGGAAGUCGUUCAAGAUGCGAAGCUAGCUUUCGUCAUCAAGGCAGUGUACGCCAUGGCGCAUGCGCUGCAUAACAUGCACAUACAUCUAUGCGGGGAAAACACGGGUCUGUGCAGCAAAAUGGCGCCACUUGAUGGUAGUAUGUUUCUAGACUAUCUCCACAACGUUUCCUUUCAAUUUGACGGCGAGGAAGUAUUCUUUGACGCAAACGGGGACCCACCACCAAGGUAUUACAUCGUGAACUAUAGUAAGCGUCUUGACAGGGUGGGCAAUGUAACGUACAAAUACGAGGUGAUCGGAAAGUGGAACAGUGGACAACUGGACAUAUAUUGGCCGGACCACGGACAGAUAAUGAAAUCCACGUGCAGUGACGAAUGCGACAGAGGUCAUGUCAAGAAAAUUCACGGGAAUCUUCCCUGUUGUUGGAUGUGUCAGCGUUGUCUCGAGAACGAGAUUCUCUUCAACAGCGAGACCUGUAAACCAUGUGACCAGGGCAUGUGGCCCAACGAAAACCUUACAGAGUGCGUAAUGAUUACAAUCGAGUACAUCAACUGGUGGGACACAGAGGCCAUGGUUGCCCUUAUAACAGCGUGCUUCGGUAUCUUCGUCACCAUCUGGAUCGGAAUCGUUUUCAUUCGACACAACAACACUCCCGUUGUCAAGGCGUCUACCAGAGAACUCAUGUAUAUAAUACUGAUAGGAGUCCUGACGGCGUUCUGUAGCAAUUUCGUUAUUGUCUCGCGGCCAAGUCUCGUCACGUGCUAUUUCACGAGAAUUCUACCGGGAUUGUCGUUUUCCCUGAUAUACGGAGCACUGGUGACAAAAACUAAUCGCAUAGCGCGGAUACUCGAAGGGACGAAGAAAAUAAUUACCAAAAAGCCGAGAUUUAUGAGCGCCUCGGCACAAGUCAUCAUUACUUGCAUUAUCAUCGGCGUCGAGUGCGCGAUCAUCACCGUAAUGCUUGUCAUCGAGCCGGCGGAUUCCAAGCUUGACUAUCCUGAGCCACGAAGGGUGAAACUAAUUUGCAAUACGACCAGCAUGGGAAUCAUAGUUCCGCUCGGCUUUGAUCUCGUUCUCAUCGCCUUGUGCACCCUGUAUGCAAUUAAGACCCGCAAUCUUCCGGAGAAUUUCAACGAGGCGAAAUUUAUUGGCUUCUCUAUGUACACGACGUGCGUCAUAUGGCUCGGAUUCCUUGCGAUAUAUUUCGGCAGCGAGCGGAAGGUCAUCACGAUGUCAGUGUCCGUGUCGUUGAGUGCGUACGUGGCCCUCUUGCUGCUGUUCUUUCCGAAGGUGUACAUUAUUGUUUGGGCUCCCGAGAAGAACACUCGCAGUGCGUUCACCACAUCGAAAGAUGUCCGAUGUCACAUUGGGUCAAUUUCUUGCGCAUCGGGAGAUAGCAUUGAUCUAAUUCGAGAUGUGCGACAGAUAGACGGCAGAACGAUUCCGGGCGGUCGACGGCGUGUCAGCUUCUUCCAACGUCUGCGGUACGGAGGAACGUCACAGGGCCGACGAACCACACACUACACAUUCCAGAGUUCGCGUUCACUUAAGCAGGAAAGAGAGCGAGAACAAACCAGCAAACUUUCCAGAGACAAUUCAUUCCACGUGUCGACCGCAAUCGCUAAGUCGUGCGGAAAGUUCAACUGGGCGAAAAUGGCUGCAGCUGGUACGUCCGAGGAAGAUCGAUUGAGUACCAUCAGUUCAAAAGACGGCUCAGAUGAAUUGAAACGGAAGCAGUCAUCUUCUCAUCGUCGAGACGCCGCCUGUCAAACUGAUGUAGAGCUGUUAGACAGUAUAGUUAAUUUGCCGUAUUUAACUAGGAAGAAGAGCCAACGGAUUCAACGAACGCGUGCUAUAGAUGAAGAUUACGCUACCAUAAAAUUCAGUCCGAAUAAUAGUAUGAAAGUACGCUUUAAUAAACGGUUGUCACUAGAUCCGCCACUUAAUUGCGAGUUUCGUCGGCGCAAAGUUGAUGGGAACAAAGCUAAAGUAAAGUGUGUCGGUCGAGCAGAAGGAAAUGCAACAGGAUGGGGCGAAAGCAGACAGGGAGAUGUGGAAAGCGGAAAUAUCGUUAGAGGGGAGGUUCGCAGUGGAGGAAGUAGUGGUGAGUCAAGAGCUGCGCUGUUUCCCGGUUAUUCAGACAGUCCUAUAUCGACAUCAGAUGACAUCGAAAACGAAGAAGAUUUUGAGUAUUACGAUAGUAUUUCUGACUUGAUUAAGGCGCAUACAAUCGAUCCUACUAGUUACGUUGACAAAUCGAAAAUAUGUGUGAACGAUAAAGCAAUGUCAACGUACCUGAACCCACUGGGAAACCGGUAUCUUAGUUCAUCCGUUGAAUCAGAAGUUGAUCCUAAAACGCUUGGACGAGAUAUUCGAUCACUGGACGGAUCAAACACGCCUGAACACACUGAAAGAGCGUAUCUAGUCGUUGAAAAUCAAGUUAAAGGAGGCGUAAAUACAAACAAAGCGACUUCAACAGAAGUGUAUUCCAACAAUUCAACAUUCCAUAACUUAAGUGAGGACGGAAAUAGCAGCCGAACACCACAUACAGGCGUUAUAAUUAAUUCUAAAGCCUCUCGUCAAAGACAUUCCUUAUGCAGCGUUUCACCCAGCAUGGUUUCCAACUCAACUAGUCUUGCAGGCAUGAAACGACGCUCGUCUAACCCUGCCGUUUCAAACCUCUCAUCAUAUUCAUUAAACCUACCGCUUACAAACGCGGUUAAUUCAUACAGCGAUAUAGCAAACCGAAAAUUAGAGGCACUUUCUCCGGAAAGUCGGUGCAUUAAAAACGAGGACAGUAUAUCUAGCUCCUGUUUUCGGAGUGACGAGUCGCGACAGACUAUGGUAAACAGCGCCGUCUCAGAGGCCAGUGAAGUCACAACGUCCGGUUUUGUGAGCACGUGUGAUAAAGAAGAAAAGAGCAUGCUAGAAUUCCAAUCCUUUUUGCGUGAACGAGGUCUUGAACUAGAUAUGAAUUGUAUUGAAACUAGUGAAGUUUAGUGAUCAGAUACAAAAUGAUUAUAUUUUUGCAAUCGUACAUUUUUAUUUUAACGCAAUUCAUGCAUAUUUUAUAAACGAUUUAGCAUCAUAUUGAGAACAAUACUUAUGCCAUUAUCGAACAUUGAACGUUCCAAUGUCCACAUAUAAUUUUAAAAGAUCUCUUAAGGAAUAAUACGAAAAAGCGCAUCUUAAAUGCUUGUAUUUCUAUAAAGACUAUUUUGUUUUGUUACAUCUAGAAUUGUAUGUAUGAUUCGCGAAAAACAUAAUUAAUAGUAUACGAUAACAAGCAAACGGGUUUCAUUCUGAAUGUUUUUAAGAAAGCAUUUGUACGCCAUGUGUUUCAGUAAAUACGGAAACAACAAUUAAAUUGCAAACAUUAUUCGUCCUUAGUGUAUAAUAUUCGAAUUUUUUUAAUUUCUUCAAAAUAACUCAAAGACAAUUAGUAUACGGACGGUGACAUAAUGCCAUUACACUAUAUAGUGCAUGUUAUAAACAGUUUAACGAUUUUUCUGACUGUUGUUUAAGUUACUUUGACAUUAAAGCCCCAUGAAAACAGUACAUUUUCAAGAUCACUUGUAGGAACACGAAUCUAAGCAUAACAAGAUGAUAUGUAUAAGUGUAUAGGUAUUUUUAUUCUAUAUUCAAUAAAUUCAUCCAAUC
Dreissena polymorpha is the source of this 5200-nucleotide messenger RNA. Its product is annotated as metabotropic glutamate receptor 1-like. The record is from RefSeq and is a predicted model, not a curated record. Gene Ontology annotation, cellular component: postsynaptic density membrane. Bases 377 to 4540 code for a protein of 1387 amino acids. Gene Ontology annotation, molecular function: G protein-coupled receptor activity involved in regulation of postsynaptic membrane potential; adenylate cyclase inhibiting G protein-coupled glutamate receptor activity. NCBI's taxonomy places the organism in Eukaryota, Metazoa, Mollusca, Bivalvia, Myida, Dreissenidae. Gene Ontology annotation, biological process: regulation of synaptic transmission, glutamatergic; G protein-coupled glutamate receptor signaling pathway. The transcript is spliced from 10 exons.